AUGAGAGUUGCCGAGAGACCCACAUUCUCAGAUCUCAGUGCCACGGAUGAAGAUCUGUUUGAGCAGCUAGCACGCCCAUGCCGAGUAUCGCGAAGUGCGUGUCCCAAGGUACAAAAGGUGGCAUAUCCUCUGAGAAAUCGAAAAGAUUUCGCGGAGCAUUGCUGUCCUAGGAUGCUGUCACUGGGUCCCAUUCACCACGGGGAAUCCCAUCUGAAGUCAGGAGAGAAGUACAAGCUCAUGUGGGCGUCCACGUAUGUCCAAGAAGAUCGAGAAAGGGCCCGAUAUCUUCAUGGAAAGAUCGCAGAGAACAUCGAGGAACUGCAGAAUCUAUACAACGAAGAUGCGAUCGGUCCCUUUAACGACCAACAACUGGUGCGGAUGUUGUUUUUGGAUGGUUGCGCUCUCCUUCAAAUCUUAAAGCAUCCUGCAGACCCGGAACGACUCAAUGCCAAGGUUGACCAGCUUGUUCUUGUUCACCGAGAUGCGCUGUUGUUAGAGAACCAACUUCCCUUCCGAGUGCUCCAGCUUUUAAGUGACGUCCCCGACCCUGAACUCCUCAAAGACAUGCACGAAUUCCUUCGCUAUCAUCAUUUGUCACGGGGAAAACGUGGUCAGAAUCGAGCCGAGGGCGAUUCUCAUCAUCAAUGCGCAAUUGACGUCCCCGUCCCUGCUCCGGCUCAUCUUCUUGAUCUACUACGGAAUGUGGUGGCUGGACUCCCUCCUGCUCAAGAGAAACGGGAGAGUGCCCCUUCCACAUCACUUUCUCCCCCCGUUGUUUGUGCGGAGAACUCAGAGUGCCAGGGUUAG
Molecule: messenger RNA, 807 nt
Organism: Neltuma alba
Lineage: Eukaryota; Viridiplantae; Streptophyta; Magnoliopsida; Fabales; Fabaceae
Exons: 2
Coding region: 1-807 (268 amino acids)
Source: RefSeq, a predicted model, not a curated record